AUACGCACGAAAAAGUCUGUAAAAAUAGGACAUUUUGCAUAAAAUUAACUUAUUAAACGUAUGAGUAUCGUAUGAGUAGCCUGUCGCUGGCGUAUGCAAGCGUAUGAAUAGCUUACGAGAAGCGUUUGAAAUGCGCAUGUCAAGCAUACCAAUGGCGUUUCACAGACUUUAAUCGUAUAUAAGCGGCAGUAUUUUCACACGGCUCCAUUCGAGAAAAUGUCAAACCUCCAGUGAAAAAAGAAGAAGACACCAUGGCAAAUACGAAGACAUCAUCUACCCGCGGACGAAGGAAAGGAAAGAGGACUCCAUCAUCAGCCGUUGCCAAAGCUGACGAACAACGUGUUUGUGCACCUGCAGAUGUAGUUGAACCACCUGAUGAUGAUGCACUUAUUCCUGAAACAUCUUUAAAUAAUGCGCAACAUGUUCCUGAGCUCUCAAAGUCCCCAACACAACCUUCCUAAGACUCCCAUAAUUCAUUGGCUUUAUCAUCUGAAACCAUUGAUGACUUUACUUCCUUCCGGCGGGCUGAUAGCAAGGAGAAAAAUAAGAGGAAGAGGGCGAAAAAAAACCCCUACAACCUCAGCGCCACAGAAGAGGAGCUGAUGCUGGAGUUUAUCAUGGACAAUCCUGUGCUGUGGAAUGUGAAGAUGACAGAUUAUAGGCGAAAAGACAAGAAAGAGAAGAUCUGGGAAGAGCAAGCACAUCAGAUGAAUAAGACUGUUGACAUCCUCAAGGGCUGGUUCAGAUCGCUGCGCGACACCAAUACGCGCCUUGACAAAAAGAAAAGCGGGGAUAGUGCUCCAAACCUGACUAAGAGAGAACAGUGGAUCCUCUCAAAGUUUGCCUUCCUGAAGACUGUCACUCGCCACCGACCGGAGCCCAUGCAGAGUGUGAAGGAAACCAUCCAGCUUCACAGAGGAGAUCUCAAUGCUGCCGAGAGUGCCUGCGCUGAUAUGCAGGAUGUCUUAGAUGAAGUCACUCCAAUACCAUCAUCUACCGCUGGAAGGUCCCACAAGCGACCUCAGGACACAGAGAGUGACGUCCUUGAGACUCUACAGAAGAGAGUUGCUGAGUCUGGCACCAUCCUCAAAGACAUCUACAAAGCUAAACAACAGCCCAUUACAGCACGAAGUGUCUUUGCAAAUUAUGUUAAAGAGAGCCUUUUGACUAUGUCCAAGUCCAAGUACAAGAAGGCAAGGUCCUCCAUCAAUAGGUUAUUGUCUGAACUCAUGGAUGAGGACAGCGAUGAUGAAUUUCCAAGUGCAAUGGCGGCUCCAUCUAUCAAAGUGAACCAACAAGGGAUCCCUUCUCAACCACCCCACGAUUUGCACCCCACUACAAAGUCACCCGAACAUUACUAGUCUUUCAGGAUUUCGAGACAUCAUGGAAUCUACUGAUGAUAUUGGAUUUCAGGAUGAGGUUCUCAACCUUCAACCACCAACGUGAAAGAAGUAUUGACUAUAGACCACGGCGGCUGUAUGGCUUCAUCAUUGUCUCUCGGAGGGCAAAGGCAUCGUCACCUACAAAGAAGUAGGGGACACUCUGAUAGUCAUUUGGUAAAGCAUCGGGGAUGGGGAAUCCUAUAGUUCCGUCUUCUGUUAAUUCUUUGAUUUCAGAGUUGUUGUAGAUCUGUGCGUCCGAUGAUGACCCUUUACCACCGAGGUCUGCCCAGAUGAAUUUAUAAUCUGCGUCUACAAGGCCCAUGAGUACAACAGAGAAGAAUCCCUUUUAGUUGAAAUAUUGGGAUCCACUUUUUGGUGGACAUUUGCAGGCAAUGUGCUUUCCAUCUAUAGCACCACAUGUAUGGGGGAAGUUCCACCUCUUGAGGAACUUAUCAGAUAUGGCACGCCAUCCCUCUGGCGUGGUAGGGCAGGUCAUUACUUCGGACAUGUAUUCGUCGAUGAUGGCUUGGCAAACCUCUCUGACAAUAAGUGACUGGGUGUUGUGGGGGACCCUCCAUCCGUACUU
Messenger RNA from Dendronephthya gigantea, 1968 nucleotides. RefSeq lists its product as uncharacterized. The record is from RefSeq and is a predicted model, not a curated record. The transcript is spliced from 2 exons. Gene Ontology annotation, biological process: regulation of transcription by RNA polymerase II. Bases 603 to 1361 code for a protein of 252 amino acids. Gene Ontology annotation, cellular component: transcription regulator complex; nucleus. NCBI's taxonomy places the organism in Eukaryota, Metazoa, Cnidaria, Anthozoa, Malacalcyonacea, Nephtheidae.